CUCUCUAUUUUCACUCCAGUUGUUCGAAGUCGAUGACUUCACGAAACUUUCUUCGCCAGCAGCGACUUUUGCUUGUGAUCCAGUCUCUUUUCGAGUCUUCAAAUUCUUGUUAUCUAGGGUUUCAAGCACCGUGUUCUUUAUCUCUCUGUGAAGUUGAUGAUUUGGAAUCUUGAUCUAGGGUUUCCUGUUGUGCUUGUGUGUUAGUUGCUGGUUACUUCGGUAGUAAUUUAUAAGAAUUUCUGUUUAUUCAAUUGAAAUUAUUUUCAUCUUUGAAGUCUGCUUAGCCGAGGGAUCUUGUUCUUUCGAUCUAGAGGAAGGCCAACGCUGAAGGUAACUAAGGAACUGGCGUCGAUGAUGUUGUCCAGUGUUAUUAUAUACUGAGGUAAACUAAUUUGACAUACUUGCUAGAAGAAACCCAAUAAGUAAACGGAGGUUAGAGUUCAGGGCAAAAUGAUGGCAAAGCCGGAUAGGUUCCCAGAAGGAUAUAGUACUGGUUUUCCUCCUAAUUAUGAAUCAGAAGGAUCUGGUAGCUCGGGAAGAAUUGAUACAGAUAUUACAGCAUCUGAGGAUUCAAAUGGCCCAAGGAGAAAAUGCAUUAAUUUAAAUUCUGCUUCCCGGGAUGGCUUUGGUGUGCCCACACGUGUCCUCCCUCUCUCAAAACUGCCACCAUCCGAGAGAAGAGAUUUAGUGGUUCGUUUGAGAAGAGAACUUGAACAUAUACGGGCUCUCCAAAAGAAAGUUGAGUUGCAGAGGACAAAUGCUGCCGUGUCAUCUUCUAGUGAUAUUCUUAGCUGUAGCAAUACACAAAAUGGGCCCUUGACAGGGAAGGUGAGAAAAUCAUCAAUGUUAACUUCUGGUAAAAAAUUAAACCCUAUGGGUGAUAAGGGACGUGGCUGGAAUCGGGGUUCUUCUGGAAGGUUUGAGUCUAUAAACCAAGCUUCGACAUCUAGCACUUCAAAUGCAAAUUUGAUGAAGCAGUGUGAAAACUUGUUGAAAAAAUUAAUGAAGCAUCAGUAUGGUUGGGUUUUUAAUGCCCCUGUUGACGUAGUGAAAUUCAAUGCCUCAGAUUAUUUCACUGUUAUCAAGCAUCCAAUGGAUUUGGGUACAAUAAAGGGUAAAAUUGCUUCAUCUGAGUACAAUAGCCCACUGGACUUCCUCGCUGAUGUGAGACUCACUUUCUCCAAUGCCAUGACCUACAAUCCACCUGGGAAUGAUUUCUAUUUAAUGGCUGAUACUCUUAAUAAAUUUUUUGAAGUUAGAUGGAAACCCAUUGAGAAGAAACUCUCUGUAAAUAAUAUGCGACCAUUACCCGAAAAAUCAGGCCUUCAAGACGACAUAGGAACAGUUAAGCUGAUGGCUCCCUCCAAAAGGAGAAAACUUACACCAAUACAGCAUGAAGUUAUUCAUGAACCUGUUAAGAAGAUAAUGACAGAAGAGGAGAAACACCAAUUAAGUACAGAAUUGGAAGCUAUCCUGGGAGAUUUGCCGGAUAAUAUCAUUGAAUUUCUGAAGGAACAAAGUUCCCGUGCAAGGGAAGUGGGAGAGGAUGAGAUUGAGAUUGAUAUCAAUGAUCUCAGUGAUGAUACCUUGUUCAGAUUAAGGAAGCUUUUAGAUGACCAUUUGCAAGAGAAACAAAACAAUCCUGCAAAAGGCGAACCUUGUGAGAUAGAGCUGCUGAACGAAUCAGGGCUUAGCAAUUCAUCCAUGCAACUAUUUAAAGGAAAUGACCCUGCCGAUGAGGUUGUUGAUAUUUGCGGAAAUGAGGCCCUGGUUUCAAGCUAUCCCCCAGUUGAGAUUGAAAAGGACACAGGCCGGAGAAGCAGUAGAUGCAUUAGUUCAGGCAGUUCUGGUGGAAAUUUGGAUUCAGAUUAUAGCAGUUCUGAAAGUGAAUCAGAGUGUGUUAAAGUUUCUACUCCAGUAAAUGUACUGAAGGGAAACUCCAGUCCUGGAGCAAAUUUAGAUGAAAAGAUGGGGGUUGGGGAUGUGGUUGAUGGCAAUCAAUCUGUUAGUGGGUUGGACCAACUUGAACAAAACUCCCAGCAUAAGCCAAAUUCUGUUGAGUCCGAUUGCCAUCAGGAUGGUGAGAGUGCUUCACCUGAGCGGCAGGUAUCCCCGGAGAAGCUCUACAGGGCUGCUCUUUUGAAGAAACGAUUUGCAGACACAAUUUUAAAAGCUCGAGAAAAGACACUCAACCAGGGUGAAAUGGGGGAUCCUGAGAAGUUGCGUCGUGAGAGGGAGGAACUUGAAAUGCAGAAACGAAGAGAGAGAGCUCGGUUGCAGGCAGAAGCUAAAGCUGCUGUAGAUGCUCGAAGACGAGCAGAAGCAGAGGCUGCAACCGAAGCCAAACGGAAGAGAGAGCUUGAGAGGGAAGCAGCUCGGCAGGCAUUGCUGAAGAUGGAAAAGACAGUUGAAAUUAAUGAGAAUUCUCGGUUCCUUGAAGACCUGGAUUUGUUAAGGGCUGCCCCUCCCGGGGAAUUACCGAGCUCUAUGGAUGAGGGCAGCCCGGAUCGCUCAGAGGAUGGCUUGGGUAGUUUCAAGUUUAGUGGCAAUAAUCCUUUGGAACAACUUGGGCUGUACAUGAAAGUGGAUGAGGAGGAGGAAGAAUGUGAGCCACCUAGUGUUCCGAGUGUUGUAAAUGAUGUCGAGGAGGGGGAAAUUGAUUAAUUUUUCCGUCUGCUGCUGUUAAUGUAUCCCAUCACCUAUGGAGCAAGAAUAGAAUAUUUUGAUGCAAAAAAUACUUGCCUUGGCACUUGGGCUUUUAUUUUGUAUGUCAUACGAAGGGGGUGGUAAAGUAUUAGUUGCCAAUGUGUGCAACCAUCGAAAGCAUCAGUGUGGCUGGAGAGAGUCACUUUUUGAAUUUGAAUGAGGACAGGAUGAUAGUACCUGCUGGAUUGGAGCGGAAGGUGGAUUAGAAUAUCAACAUAUGUUUUUGGCAUGGAAGAUUUCUACAUCCAGUAGGCAGUUUCUGGGUGAAUAUUCUGGUGGGAGAGCUUAAGAAGAAAACAGAACGGUUGCAAGGUGCGUAUAGGCCGUGAGAAGUGGCGGCCAUCAUACAUGUGGGAGAAGAAAAGAUUGCGAAUGAGGUGGUCUAUGGGUGUCUAAGAAACACAUGGAACGGGAUUGCACGCAAGAUGUAUUGGGGGUACAAAAAUAAUCGUUUCUUUACGAUGUGAU
Molecule: messenger RNA, 3174 nt
Organism: Ilex paraguariensis (yerba mate)
Lineage: Eukaryota; Viridiplantae; Streptophyta; Magnoliopsida; Aquifoliales; Aquifoliaceae
Source: the annotation of a GenBank genome assembly